Loa loa (African eye worm) is the source of this 342-nucleotide messenger RNA. Its product is annotated as runx1. Lineage: Eukaryota; Metazoa; Nematoda; Chromadorea; Rhabditida; Onchocercidae. The transcript has a single exon. Gene Ontology annotation, molecular function: ATP binding; DNA-binding transcription factor activity, RNA polymerase II-specific; RNA polymerase II cis-regulatory region sequence-specific DNA binding. The coding region runs from base 1 to 342 and encodes 113 amino acids. Gene Ontology annotation, cellular component: nucleus. The record is from RefSeq and is a predicted model, not a curated record. Gene Ontology annotation, biological process: regulation of DNA-templated transcription.
AUGGAUACAAAUGAUUAUGAGAAGACGUUAAUUGCGCUUGAAGAAGUAUUAGCAACAGUUACAACAACAACAAAAUUAUUACCAACCGGAUGUCCGAAUGUAAUUUGUACCGCAUUACCCAAUCAUUGGCGUAGCAAUAAAUCAUUACCAUUACCGUUUACCGUAUUUGCAUUAGGACCGGUUCCGGAUGGAACACUUGUUACGGUAACAGCCGGAAAUGAGGAAAAUUGUUGUGCUGAUUUACGAAAUAAUCGUACACAAAUGAAUGGACAAAUUGCUCGAUUUAAUGAUUUACGAUUUGUUGGCAAAAGUGGACGAGGUAUAAAUUUUUUUAAUUUUUAA